Molecule: messenger RNA, 528 nt
Organism: Nyctereutes procyonoides (raccoon dog)
Lineage: Eukaryota; Metazoa; Chordata; Mammalia; Carnivora; Canidae
Product: pescadillo homolog
Biological process (GO): maturation of LSU-rRNA from tricistronic rRNA transcript (SSU-rRNA, 5.8S rRNA, LSU-rRNA); ribosome biogenesis
Cellular component (GO): nucleolus; PeBoW complex
Molecular function (GO): RNA binding
Source: RefSeq, a predicted model, not a curated record
CGUGGAGCUAUGGGAGGCCUGGAGAAGAAGAAGUAUGAACGAGGCUCUGCUACCAACUACAUCACCCGAAACAAAGCCCGGAAGAAGCUGCAGCUGAGCCUGGCUGACUUCAGACGGCUGUGCAUCCUGAAGGGCAUUUAUCCUCAUGAACCCAAACAGAAGAAAAAGGUUAACAAAGGCUCUACAGCAACCGGAACUUUUUACCUCCUUAAAGACAUCAAGUUCCUCCUCCAUGAACCCAUUGUCAACAAGUUCCGGAAAUAGGUGUUUGUCGGGAAGCUCCAGAAGGCAUAUGGGAAGAGCGAGUGGAACACUGUGGAGCAUCUAAAUGACAACAAGCCCAACUACAAACUUGACCACAUUGUCAAGGAGCGGUACCCCACAUUCAGAGAUGCUCUGCGGGACCUGGAUGAUGCCCUCUCCAUGUGCUCUUUCUUAGGAGAAAGAAGAACUUCCCCCCAGAGACUCCUUCAGCAGACUUCCUCUUUCAUCUCAACCAUCAGAACUAAGUCACACACCCAAUCCUAA